Molecule: messenger RNA, 941 nt
Organism: Prosopis cineraria
Lineage: Eukaryota; Viridiplantae; Streptophyta; Magnoliopsida; Fabales; Fabaceae
Exons: 2
Coding region: 63-566 (167 amino acids)
Source: RefSeq, a predicted model, not a curated record
UCCUCAAAGAAACAGCAAAGAAUUCUUAUAGUCAGAUAACUUCGUUUCUUUCCACCGUCAAAAUGAAGAUCAAGCAUGCGGGAGAAGUUGUCUCCGCUGCAAUAAGGAGUAUUAACGAUGAUACCCAAAAAGAAGCUAUGGACAUAUGUUACAACCUUUUCACUUGGUUGCUUAGCACACUCUUCACCUUGAAGAUCACAGAUGCAGGAAAGGCUUCCCCCUCAGCAAACUACUCUGUUAUGAAGGCCAUGGUUCUCAUCAAAUCAGUUUCCUCUUUGACAACGUCAUUGGCAACGUUGUCUCAAAUGCAUAAGAGAAACCUAGCCGCACUCCUCCUCAUGCUGCUCCUUGAGAGUACAGCUUCUCUUUUAGCUCUGAGCAUGAUUUCAAGUCUCGUUCUGUGGAUCUCUGUGUUCCUAUGGCUCUGUAUUUUUGUGUUGUUUGGGUAUUGCUGUUAUCCAGAGCUCAAAGAACUGAUCCUACAAAUCAAGACAUGGACUGGGUUCGCAACCCCUGAAGAUGGACCCUCACCCACUGAUGCAGAGGCCGCCGUUGCUGAACACUGACGUGUUUUGCACGUUCCUCGUUUUUGAUAUAGAAAUAACAACGUUGUUGCUUGAGCAUGUUGUUAGUUUCUCUUACUAGAAUUUAAGAUUCAGUUUGUACCAUACGCGUGGAAAUAAUGCAUUGAGAGUAUUCCCAAUCAUCGUGAAGAAGAAUUAAAUUUGAGCAUGAUUUAUUGGGGGGAUAUUUGUUAUAAAGUUUGCUGGGACUUUUUGGAUUGGCUCUUCGAAAUGCCCAGAACCAAAUUUUAUGAAUUAUGAGCAUCAGUAAGUGUUUUUCAAUACCUGGGUUCCUGUUUGUUUAAGAGUAUUAGAGUCUGUUAAAAUAUUUUCACUUAAGCUUGUUCGUCAGUUAAUUAUAGUGGUUAUUGUACACGU